Messenger RNA from Rubroshorea leprosula, 2967 nucleotides. The record is from the annotation of a GenBank genome assembly. Lineage: Eukaryota; Viridiplantae; Streptophyta; Magnoliopsida; Malvales; Dipterocarpaceae.
UAUCCAAAUAAAGAAAGGUUUUCAGUUUUCCUUUUCCAUGAAUACCAUGAUCUCUGCUGCUUGAUUUUGAACCAGUAGUGUCGGUGAGGUUGCAAAAUCAUAAUAUCAGUAGUAUGUGGUGAAGAAUUCAAGUCAGGUGAGGGAAAAGAAUAAGAAGAAGCAGUCAUGAAGUUUAUGAAACUGGGAUCUCGGCCAGAUACUUUUUAUACUGCUGAGGCUGUAAGGUGUGUCUCCUCUGAAGUUUGUAGUGACCUUAUAAUUCAGGUGAAAGGGAGUAGAUAUCUGCUUCACAAGUUCCCUCUGUUGUCCAAGUGUUUGAAGCUACAGCAGUUGUGCUCUGAAUCCCCUGAGACAUCCCAACACCAGAUAAUCCAGCUGCCUGAUUUCCCUGGAGGGAUUGAGGCAUUUGAGCUUUGUGCAAAGUUCUGCUAUGGCAUCACAAUAACGCUCAGCGCCUAUAAUAUUGUGGCGGUACGCUGUGCUGCAGAGUAUUUGCAGAUGACAGAAGAUGUUGAGAAAGGAAACUUGAUCUACAAGCUUGAGGUUUUCUUCAAUUCGUGUAUCCUUCAUGGAUGGAGAGAUUCAAUUGUGUGUUCACAGACCACAAAAGCCUUUCCUUUAUGGUCAGAAGACCUUGGAAUCACAAGCCGAUGCAUAGAGGCAAUUACUUCUAAGGUGCUCAGUCACCCCUCCAAGGUGAGCUUGUCGCAUAGUCAUUCACGGAGGGUGAGGGAUGAUGUAUCUUGUAAUGGAGGAGAGAGCCAGAAACGUAGGCCAACAACAACCAAAGGUUGGUGGGCUGAAGAUAUGGCUGAGUUGGGGAUAGACCUAUAUUGGAGAACUAUGAUAGCAAUUAAAUCUGGUGGGAAGAUACCCUCUCGUCUCAUUGGUGAGGCAUUGCAAAUUUAUGCAUCUAGAUGGCUCCCAAACGUAUCCAGAGAAGGAGCUGGUCAUAAGCAAGUAGCAUCUGACUCGGAUUCCGACUCCACAAAUGAGAUUAGAUCAAAACACAGGCUGCUCUUGGAAUCAAUAGUGAGUUUGCUCCCAGCGGAGAAAGGAACCGUCUCUUGUAGUUUUCUGCUUAAACUGCUGAAGGCAGCCAGCAUUCUCGGUGCUUCCUCUUCUUCAAAGAUGGAAUUAGCUAGAAGAGUGGGACUUCAGCUUGAGGAAGCUAAAGUCAAGGAUUUGCUAAUACCCUCCUUGUCAUACUCAAGUGAUAUGCUAUAUGAUGUAGACAUAGUCUUGAGCAUUUUGGAGCAGUUCAUGUUACAGGGGCAAAGUCCCCCAACCAGCCCUCCAAGAUCCAAGCUGGGGUUUGAAAGGAGAAAGUCUCGGUCAGCAGAGAACAUUGAUUUUGAGUUACAGGAGAGUAGGAGAUCCUCUUCAGCAUCACACAGCUCCAAAUUGAAAGUUGCAAAGCUUGUAGAUGGGUAUCUUCAAGAGAUUGCCAGAGAUGUUAAUUUACCUCUGUCAAAAUUCAUUGCAAUAGCUGAGAGCAUACCAGAUUUCUCAAGGCCUGACCAUGAUGAUCUAUACCGUGCCAUUGACAUUUAUCUCAAGGCGCAUCCAGACCUAAACAAGAGCGAAAGAAAAAGGCUGUGCCGCAUUUUAGAUUGCAAAAAGCUUUCUGUUGAGGUCUGUAUGCAUGCAGCACAAAAUGAAAAGCUACCUCUCAGGGUGGUGGUACAAGUUCUCUUCUUUGAGCAAGUUCGAGCUGCCAUGGGUGGUGGCAAAGUGACUGAGUUGCCAAGUAACAUUAAGGCACUUCUAGCAACACAUGGUAUUGAUCCAUCACGUCCUCCAGCACCAUUAAGCACUACAACAAGUGUCCAAGCAGAGGAUCAGUGGAGUAUCUCAGGCCUAAAAUCACCCAAGUCCAAACUCUCAGCUCUAAGAAUGAAGCUCAAUGAAGAUGAUUUAAAUGACACCAAUGUACACCCUGAUGGAAUGGCAAGACCUUCAAAGUUUAAGGCCUUCUGCGCUCUUCCUUCUCAACCCAAAAAAAUGUUCAGUAAGUUGCUAUCCAUUAAUAGAAAUACCAGUGAAAAGAAUUAAGUGAAUUUUGUUAAUUCUCAGGUCAGUGGCAAAGCAAAAAAUUCUAAUGGUAGCAUAUACAAUCAGUUUUUUCUUUCUUUUUAUUCUGGAAAUCCUUAUGAAAUGCCAUGUAACUUCUAGGUGAAGAAAAAAAAAAAAAAAAUCUCAAUGUGCAUUAUUCAUGAUGUAACCUAUUACAAUAAGAAUCAAGAAAUUUCUGGAAAUAAGAGGCAAACUCUCCUGGUGAAUCUCAUUUGUUUAAUCUAAACGUGGAUUACCUGUUAUAAUUGACUAAACAUGGUGGCAGCAUCAUUUUCUUUAUCUAGAAAUCUGCAGCAUCUUUUUCACUUAACUUUCUUGCAACAUUGGAUCCUCUGCUGUUAAUCAAAAGUUAACUAAUGCUUUUCCUUGUGUCUGACAUUAUGCUGUGCUGUGUUCUUGGGAUUUCUUUGUCUUAUUUCAUUGUUUUGUGCCAAUCAUUCAGGAUAUCAAUAUUCCAACAAUAUGGAAAUGUGUGUUGGAAUCAAUUCAAGAUCAGAUGUAUUCUUUCUAGGAAUUCCAUUUGAAAGACCAAAUACAGAACCAUUGUUGACAGAGGAGAAAGUGUUACAGGACUAUUACAAAGGUGCAAAUUAACCAACAAAAAUUAAAAUUUUCCCUGAAUACUACAGUUCCAAUAAAACUCGCAAAAUACGUAUGAUCAACUAAUAGGGUUACCAAGGUAAGUGAGGUCCUAACUCGCAGCUCAGUUGGUGAGAUACAUCGUUGUUGCCUGUUCCCAUCUUAAAUUAACCAGAAACCUUAUAAACUGGGCAUGAAAAACUUUAGUGCAUGAGUUGACAUGAUUGUGCGUUUCAUUUCUGAUGCAUUCCUUUUGGAGUUGUAUUAUUGAGCUGGAUUGCAUUUGCAUGCCGGUUCGGAUGUGUCUAUUCU